UUCCUUUUUCGUGUUGACUGUAUCUCGAAUUUUUUCGACCUGGGCAUUUUUUUUCUCUUCCACCAGCUGUAAGCAAAUUUUACGUGACCUGGAAAAGAAAAAGAAAACGAAAAUUGUUUAGAGAAGUGGGCUGAUUUUGUAGAUUUUUCACUCUGAGCAAGCGUACAGAACUAGAGAAUUUCAACGAACUGUUAACAAGAAGACAUUCUUUCCAGUUUGCGUUUCCUAUUUUUAUUGAUAACUAAUUGACGUUAUUACUUUGUGUCUGUCAUUAUACGUGACUGGACUUCGUGAAAAAUAUGCUUAACUUUAUAGGCCAACAUCUUCAAUUGUUCGAGACGAAGAAAAUGACGUAAAAGGAUCAAUUGGUGAACAAAUUGGGUUUCACUGGUUAUAAAAAAUUACAGAGUAUAUUACAUGUCACUGCACAACCUCUCUUACUGGUGUGGUGCAGCCUUGUCUGGAGAAAUAAUUAAUGGCUGAUGGUGUGUGUGUUUGUGUCACAAAAGUAUAUUUGUAAAUAUUGCCCAUCCGGUCAUUAUGAACAAAUACGACUGGCCAGAAAUCGGUUUCUGUGGGUUGAACUUGUCCUGGGGUGGAAAAAAAAAAAAAAGAAAAAGAAAAAGAAAAAAGAAAAAAGAAAAAAGAAAAAAAAAGUUGCCUAACCGGGCACACAGACAAUUUUUACUACCUUAUAAUGUAAAGAAUGUGUUUCAUCUCAGACUUUAGGCAAUUCAGCGCUACAACAUUCUGUUUUGGCCAGAUUGUUACAGGCAUAUAUAGUGGUACCAGAGUAUUAACGUUCGCAGCACUUCUUACACUGCCACGAAAUGUUGACCAGCAAAAUCGAAAGUUGCGGCGACUUGCACCCAUUGAGUCGCUUCCCUUGAAUAGCAUUGCUGUUGUCAUAGGACAUUGCGCAUCGCAUCUAUUUUUGUGCGUAUUUUUAAAAGUUAUAAUCCUCAGAUUUUGGAAAUAUGUUCAUCUGUAUUAUACAGAUUCUUUCUUUUUCAAUUAGGUUUAAUUAUUGUUAGUUUUUUGGUUGUUUUCCCAGUGAUUUACUUAGUUGUCCAACUCAGCUGUAGCGCGUAGUCAUCAGAGGGAGUAAUACAGGAACAGCCAAAGCAUUAGCAUACGGCAAAAUGAACGUCAAUGGCGCUCUCCCUUCAGUAUGAGAGCGAAAAUUAUGAGAAAACUGAAGCUGGAUUGAUGAAUUCUGCUGGAAGUAGUCGGCGUGCCCAGCAGGAAUUCAGAUAUAAUCCUGGAGCUAAGUCAUUUGAUCCAGGAUUUCAAGACAAGUAUGGGAUACCAUCCAGCAAUGCAAAUGACCGACUUCAAAGAGACAUGGUGAAGAAUUUGGGUACCAAUUAUAAAAAUGGGCAGACACAAAGUCGAUCUUUAACAGAUAUAUUUCACACGUACCAAAAUCAGUAUCAGCAUCACCCUCAACAUCACCAGCAAAACCACCACCAAGAAGGUGGAAUAGGAAAGACUUCUACCACUUCUACCUCCAUUUCAUCGUUUCCUGUACACGAUGGCCUCAACAGCUAUCCUGGCUGGGGGGACUUCUCACACUUUUCCACCCCAACUCCUAGCACUUCAGGCUGCGCUAUGGCCUCCACAUACUCUCAAGGUGUUACCUCAUCUGCCUUCCAUCACCGAAUGCAGAACAUGGCUGACAGCAGGCCAGGGGUCACCAGUCCACCCAUGGCUGAUGGCAGCCAGCACAAUUUGCAGCAGCCAGUGUCUCCGUUUCUCAGCGAUGGACACAGCGUUAGUGGCAGCACUGGCUUAGAUGGCAGCACUAAUGAUAAGUAUGGCCUGAACAGUAGUUGCUCCAGUGACAAGUUUUCAACUCUUGAUGAUAUGGUUAGCAAAAUUGUGGAUGAUGAGUCAAACUUCUUCUCAACGGAUGCCAUGGGUAACUUUGGGCCAGAGGAUUCAAGAUCUCAUACAACAUCAGAUGUCUUCUCUUUUGAUGAAUCUCCAAGCUACAAUAAUAGCAACAUGUGGUCUACAUGCAGUGAAGAAGUAUCACCAUCAGGACACGGGAGUCAGGCUGUUGGCAGCAAGACUUCAAUACCUGAUGCUCGCGGCAGCUCGUCAUACAGCAGCUAUGAGCAUGCCUUAGGUUUCCCUGUGACACAGCUUUGGGAUGACCGCUAUGCGGACAGUGGCAUCUCAUCUAGUCUUCAUUCUCAAAAUGACCAAGUCUUUUCUCCAGUGUUCUCAGAUUUUGAACCCCAUCAUCAGAAGGAAAGAGAUUCUCACAACAACAACCUGAUAGAUGGACUUGAUGACUCCGAACUUCUUCUGCAGAAGUUUCUGACACAGCUACAGUUCUCAGGGAACUUAGUAGCAGGGAACAAACAUGACCUCAACAGUCCUUCCAUGACAGGAUCCAGAGAGCACACUGGCCCCCUUAACCUUCCUCUCCACCCUACUGUACCUUCUCAGCACCACCCUCUUGGCCCUCACCUCAGUAAUGGUACAAAUGUCAUGGACCUUGGAUCACCAAAACUUCAAGAUUAUGCAGCUUCUGAUAUGAGCUUGGCACUUUCCCCUUCAUCAGUAUCCAAGAAUGGCAGUGAUGUUGCACCCCGUCUGUUUGGAUCUCCUCUUACCUUGUCUCUGUCAUCUAAUCAGCAGCAGUCACAGCCACAGCUUCAUUACCAAAUGUCAACCCCACAAAACCACUCAUCCAGUCAAUUGCUAUCAUCAUCAGAGUUAAUGCAAAACAUGUCGCCCAUUCCUAGUCUGUUGUCUUCUGGCAACAUCCACGGAACUGUUUCUUCCUGUCAGUUCCAGGGUAUUGAGUCAUUGCUGAAACAGGAUAGGGUCUUCCAGGGAAGAGGAGGGUACAGUGAAUCCAGCUCUGUCAACAGCCCCAUCUCUUCUAGUAUGGGAGGUAGUUCCCAGCAUCAGGAGAUACAAUCAAUCUCACAGCAUCAUCAUAAACAAACGGCACAUUCAGGUGUAGCGUACUCCACAGCUGACAAUAAUAUAAACAGUCUGCUGCAGCCAGUUCAUAUGAACACCCACAGCCACAAUUUUUCUCAGACAUUUUCUCAUGGUGUACCAGGAGGAAGUAAUGCUGGUCAGCCUUGGUCUAUAGCCAGCACGUUGAGUUCAGGGAAUGGGGACAGCACAAGUGGGAUGGGAACAGGGUUUUCAUCCUCUUUAGAUCGUCAGAUUUUUGGGCUGCAGCAGCAGCAGCAACAUCAGCACCAACAGCAGACUUCUCCAGUUAUUACAUCGUCAGGAUCAUCUCCUAACUUAUCUAAUAUUCAUCUUGUUAAUCACCACCUACACAACCUUCACCUCAAUAAUACCUCCUUACCUGGCAAACAGUCACAUCCCCAUAUUGCUAGGAAUGGACCAUUUCCACCCGAGCUGGCGACUCAAGUUGUGCAUCAACACGAUCGGCUCAAUCUUCAAGCAGUCCUUGCUCAAAAUGCCAACAUUUUCAAUAACAACUUGAUUAAGAAAGCCCGCCAUCUUUUUCCAUCUGGAUUUGACCAUGUUGCUCCACAUUAUGAAAAAUGGCCAUCAUCAAGUAUUCCCAUUAACAGUGUUAGUGUUGGUGGUGGUGUGUUUGGUACUGGAGUGGUCCAGACAGGUGCCGGAGCAUCACAGGGAGACCACCUUAAUCCUAACUUAACUGAGCUUCAGGCAGCUCUCAUAGAACAAGAGAGAGCAGUUCUUGAACAAUCAGCACACAGGCGACUUUUUCCUGAAGAAAUUCUUCUGCAUCCUCAUCCCCAUCCUCCGCACCUAGACCCACAUGCCCUGCGCCACCCCUUGCCCCAGCAACUCCCAUUUUUACAGCCCUUCCCCUCUGCUCUGCCACCUGGUUUUCCAUCAGGAGCAGCCCUUCUCAGCCCCCACAGUGCCUUAACCCCUGAGGCGUUGGACUAUUAUCCAGCCAUCGACGCCUUUGGUCGUGUAGCACCUACACUUCUUCCCCCAGAGGUGUUGUAUGACAUCAACACAUACCAGCUGCUUGGCCUUCACCCACUUUUUGCUGGUUUUAGACCUUUCAGGAGGAGUGGCCCUUCCAAUGAGCUGCAUACAAAACUGGAAGAGUGCUAUGAGCAGUUCAAAGCUAUUGAAAAAGAAAGGAAAAAGACUGAAGCAGAACUUGCCAGACAAAAUCCUGGAAAGAAAGUGUCUAGUACAAACAACAUUGUCAUCCCACGCCUUCCUUCAAACCCCUCCAGAGUGGACAGGCUCAUUGUUGAUUCGUUCCGAGAGCAUGCAAGAAUUCUUACACUGGUGGACAAGAUGGAGAAGCUGAGGGACAUCACAAUUCAUGCCAAUGUUCAGUCUGCUCUUGACAAGUGGCUGGAAGGUAUUCGCAAGGUACAAGCCAGACGCAAAGAAGAGAUUGUUAAUGCUGCCAACAGACACAGAGCUGGUAUCCCUCGUCAGCAGGAAGACAAAGAUGUUCUGGCUUUGGCAGCUAGUAUCAGUGAGCUUACAGCCCACACCAAGCGAGCCCGAACUGCCACCUGGUGCGCACUGCAGAUGGCUGACAAAGAAAAUCCACGCCUCUCCUCUGUUGCAGAUCUUGAUCUUGAUGAUCCUGUCAAGCUACGACCUUUCACAAAGCCAUCAGCAGAAGAAGAAGCUGCUUGUGCUGCAGCCUCAUCCUCCUCUUGUGACUUGGCCACUACAACAGCUGCUGCAGCAAUGAAGACACCAUUAUCAGACAUGCCAGUUUUGCUUACAUCCUCAGCAACUUCAGAAACUCUCAUUGUAGCAUCAGUGUCAGCAAGCAAAAUACAAGAAUAAAAAUCUUGCUGAGCAAGGGCAAGGUGGAAUUAACGUUAUAUCAUAGGAGGUGCAAACACUUGAUUAUUAUACCCUUUGAGGGUGCUUUCUAAAGAUUGGAAAUCUAUCGUAAAUGUUGCAAAUAUGUGAUUAUUAUGCCCCUUGGGAGUGUUUUUUGUGACUUAGCAAUGCUAGUUGAACUUUAGAUUUUAUGUUAGACUGAAAAGGAAGAAAAGUUUAAACCUACAAGCACAUUUUUUUCCUUGAACAAAAAUAUUGUGUAAAGAAGAUUCAUGGUUAUUUCAAUGUUUUCUUUGAAAAUGUUUACAGAGGUUAUGGUUGUGAUAAUUUUUCUUUCAAGUGAUAGCAGCAGUCACAAACUUGAUACUUUUGUUAAAUGCUUUGUUGUAAGAUCCAUUAUCCUUGAUAAGGGAUGGGCUUGAACACUUCAAAAACUACUGUCAGAGGGGUGAUGCUGAGGUUGUUUUAUGCUUAUGAGUUGUUAUUCAUUCCAGCCUGUAUGUCCCCUCACAAAGUUGAUUGUUUUAUUCCUGGACUCAGUAGAACAGACAGCAAAGGUACUGUUUCUCACUGGACCAACAAUAAGCAUAGCUAAAUGGCAGCCUGUUAAAAAUUUCAUUCCAGUGGGAAGAAAGGGAAGAGUGAGCUUAUAGCGUGCAGGGGGGAGGAAGAAUUGAUGUGUAAAUGCAAGGUGCACAUCCUGACAGCUUAUUUCUAUGAGAUUACUAAAAGUGCACAAAUCACGCCUCUUAAAUCAGUGUACUUCAUAUGUGGGUAUGUGUAGCUUACAAAGGAUGCUUUUGAUUUUGUGAGCUGGAUGUAUGCCUGUGCACUUUACACAUUCUUCAGUGUACUCGCACACACAGCAUAAUAAAAAUGUCACUUGUAGUGGUUAACUCAUUUAAUAAUUUUUGUGUCAGUUUUGAAAAAUGAAUCCUUGCAUGUUGUGCACAUUACAUGGAGUUGGAGAUACAGAUUACUCAUGAAUAAAGACUAUAGAAGACAUCUCUUGGAAGAGAAAUUUGGCAAUAGAGAUUUAAUAUUAUAGGGAGUUUAGAGAUACAGAUUACUUAUGAGCAAAGGCUAUAGAUGGUAUCUUUCAGAAAAGAAAUUGGGAGGAAGGUGUUAGAUUUUUUUUUAAAUCAUUAAAAAUGUAACCUAUUAGUGAAAAUUAGAAAUAAGGAAAUUAGCUGCAGAAUAGAGUAUAUUUUUAUGCUAGUACCUUUUAUAAUAUUGUUUUCUUUUUGCUAAUUUGCAUUUGUUGCAAAUGAUACACAAAGGUAUUACAUUAGAGUAAACAACUAGAUAAUUUCCUAAUUAGAAUAUUGCAAGAGAUGUAAAACACGAUUAUCUUCGAUAGUAAGGAGCCAUUUUUCAGGUUUUAUUUCUAAUUUCCUUACUUUUCUGUUUGUUUUUUCCUGUUAAACUUUGAAGAUGGAAUUGAAGGGGUUUUUUUUUGAGACGGUAUGGUGAAUGUUAGUUUAAUUAAAAUUUAAAACUUACUUUCAUGAACACAGCAGUACAGUGAGCUCCAUAUGUUUAGUUUCCGUAAUGUUAUCAGAUUAUGCAUUUGCAAAUAGUAUUGGAACAAAAUUAUCAGCUUUUUUAUUUAAAAAAUUCUUUUUAUCAAGGUUAACCAAAAAAGUGAAAAGAGCUGUUCCACAACCAUGGUUUUGAAUGUAACACUAUGGUGAAAAACAGUAAAUACUGACCUAAUUUCUGUCAUUGUUUGAACUUAAUUGUUUGUUGUUAGUUAGAAAGUAAUAAUAAUGCCAGUCUUUGAAAUUACUUGGAAUAACUGGUUACAUUCCAUUUGAUGCAAAGACCAACUGAGGGGGCAAGGGCUGAGAAUGGUAUCAAUUGUGGCAUGUUUUCCAAAAUGUUACAAGUCUUUCAUGUUUGUGCUCAAUACUGCAGCAGAAGGAUGUGAUAAGUAGCGACAGUACACUUACUGGCCAUAAGUUUACCCCCACCCCUUUUUAAAUCUGUUUUGUUUUCUUUUGCUGGGGUAGCACACUGUUUGGUUGUUUACUUAUUAGUCAUUGUAAAUGGAAGCCAAUACUAAAUUCCAGAAUGAAUUUGUGCGCUUCAGUGAUCAAGCAGGAAAUUAUCAGGGACUAAACUUUUGGUACAAUUUAGCACCGGGCUUUUAUCUGGCAAAUGUUUGUUUUUUAGUUUGAUUGUUGAAAAUUAAUUUUUUUAAUACAUUUCAUUUUGGCUUUAUAUUCAUGUGUGUAUGCAUAUGCAUGCACAUGUGCUGCUAAUAGAAAACCACCUCAGAUUUGUUUUAGUUGUUAGUGUUUAUUAGGAAAGUAGUGUUUACUAAUUAAUGACCAGCAGAACAGUAGAAUUUUGUUUGUAUCUUAUGAAGUGGAGACCAGCUAUGUUUUUGGUCUUUGUUGAAGUUAGUGUCUCAUUCUAAGAACACUUUGACAUUGAAGACACUAUUUUACAGAGUCUAUUUUUUAUAAAAGAUGUUCCAGCAACUGUAAACAGUAUUUAUAUAUUUUACGAUGAAGGAGAGAUGUGACUCAUGUUGUUGCAAAUGUGUCUUGUGCCAUUUUUCAUGGCCACACAUGCAGUGUGAAGACUGCUAAAUUAGGACAAUACUGUAUCCUAAUUGAAGCUGUAGUUGUCAGUUCUUAGAUAUUUUUUAGUAAUUAUCAUUCAAGUGAUCAAUUGUCUUGGUGUCAAAGAUGAUACUAAUGUAGAAUUGUUAAGCCUUUUAUCAUAUCAAAUGAAAAAGAAAACUAAUGGAUUUUGACCAGAGCAGCACCUAAUAGCUUUUCCACAUUUGUUUGUAAAAUUAAUGCAGAUAUUAAAAGCGAAAUCUGUAAGUCAUUUUCAGUUUUUUAAAAACAUUCCAGUCACUUCUUUUUUAACAACCAUUCCACAUCUGGUUUGUAUAAAUAAUAGGGAUAUUUUAUUUUGUUAAACAAUCUGCACAAAAUUUCUUCCUUUGAUUCAAAUUUUUAAAACUUUUUUUUUUAUCAAUUCCUAUAAAAAAAAGGAAAAAACAAUUGAUUCUAUUAUGAACUUCUUUUUUUAUUACAUGCCACUUUCCUUUCUAUGGUGUUAACAUUAGAAUCCAGAGUCCAUCAUUGUUCACCGUUUGUAUCAACGAAAAAGAGACCCCUUAGAAAUGAAAUUAUGGAGUAUUGCUAGUUAAUGUUAAAAGCAAAAAGAUAUUUACUUGUUCAUAUUAGAAGAGAUAAAUGUUUCUAUUCACAGAUUAACAUUCCUCAUAAAACUAUUGCAUUUGUUUUUGAGUUUUGAAAAAAAACACUGUUCUUUAAAAGAUAAAAUAAUUUUAUACAGGUUAAACUAUGAAAAUUUUAUGAUUCAGGGCAUUCCAUUGUUGAAAUGUUUGAAGUAACAGUUUAAAUCAGUGGAUCAUUGUGUAUAAGUGUUCUUGUGACUUGUGAAACUAUUAGCGCUCAAGUAACCUUUAAGAACUGCGCACAGGUGUAGAUUUGGGCCUUGUCAAACGUAUGGCUGAUUUUUAUUUAAUUUUGUUGACUGCAAGGUUUACAUAUUCUGUAUUGUGUGAAGUUAUUAUUUUUGUAUUGUCAUGUGUCACAAGAGAUGAGGUAGUUUUAAAUGAAGCUUGAUAUUUAAAGCACCAUCUGGUGCUGAAAAUGGAUAGAUAGUUCAUUAAUAUCUGGCUGAAUGUUCUACAUUUAGUUGAAGGGUGUUGUGUUGUGAAGUGUUAGUCUAUGGUUCAUUUCUUUUUCUGCCAGCAUAUGUCACCAUUGGAGUAAAUUUUACUAUCCAUUGUAUGGUUUCAUGGUAGUGCUUAGCUUGUGGCUUGCAAUAGCUUGUUCUUUUCUCAGUGUUUUCUAGUGUUGGUCCCAGCAGAGCUGCUCUCUGAAUAUACUUGGGUGGGUUGGGCUUGUGAAGGUCCUGAUUAGCAGAGCACUUUAUUACUGAAUGUUUCUUCUAAAGGGACUGCUCUGUUAUAGGUAUAUAACAGUUUAAAACUUUUGUAGGAGACCUUUAUCUAGAUAAAAUCUGUAACUUAUUGAGAUUUGUAACAGAUUUUCGUUAAAUGCAUAUUAUUGUCAUUUUUGUUCUUUCCUAUUUUGAAGACAGAGUGAGAUAAAAGAGAGAUCAAACCUAUGUAGAAUAUGUUUCUGAAUUAAAUGUGUUAUGCUAUAUUCAGAGAACAGCUGUUUAGGGAAGAUGUUUUUCAUUAUUGAGCAAAUGAUCAACGAAUAAGAAUUGUCUGAAUAUACACCAUGUAAGACAUGACCAAAUUAGUGUUUGCAAACAGGACUUUUAAGUGAGCAGAAUUUCCUGUUUUUCUAAACGUUAGUUGUUUUCAAUCUGUGACCUUGUACAGUUUGUUGGUGUUUGUUUGCAUUUGAGGAAAAAUUACACAGAAAAAUUUUUCACAAUUGAUGUAUCUUACAUAACUGUGUGGUAUACAGUUGUUAACAAAAGAAAAGGUCUCCUUUCUUAAUGGAUUGUAAUCUUUCACAGGACUGUCAAUUUUAAUAUUGAAUCUUGGAUAAACAGUUAAGUCUAAAUCACUUAAUCAUGCUUCUUCCAGGAAAUAAUCUUGAGCCCACUAGCAAAAGCAUCCUUUCUGUUAUGAACUUUGCUAUUCCACAAUGAUAUUAUUGCUGAUUUACAAAUCCACAACUGAAACCGUUUCUUUUAAUCAUUUUUUGUUUUAUCUUAGAGGCAAACAUUUUACAGUUAAUUUUUUUCAAUUGUUUGUGACUUUUUCUUCUUGCUUAUCUUAGUGCUUGCUUUUUUCUAGUCAUGAGAGGUUUUAUUUGCAGAUCUCACCAGUUUUUCCAACUGUCUCACUUUUCAGAAAAUGGGUGAUGAAGUAUAAAGCCUAUCUUCCCAUAGUUUGAGGACUAACAAGAUCAGAAUUUACUAUUUUUCUAAACUUUUGUUUUUAUGAUGGUAUUAAUCAUAUUUUAUGUGCAAAAUAUUGUUCAUGAAUUAUGUCAGAGUUGUCCCAGAUUCCUCAACUAUUCUCAAACUCCUACUUUUCUGCCCCAGCCUUUGUGACAGUACACACAUGCCAUGUGAGUAGUAUUUAGUAAAUAAUAAGCAUUUGUAACAGCAACAUUUCCAGAUAGUAUUUUAUUGCAUAUCCAUUUGUUACAAUGAAUUUGAUGUCUUGAUUUAAUGGAGACAUGGUAUGUUGGAAAAUAUGGCCCUUUAGAUAAUCUCAAUAUAGCAUAUAUUUUGAAGCCAGGGGCUCAGAUGAAUUUCUGGAGGAGUCAUUCACUCUGCCACUUUAUUGUCAGUGCUUAACUUACUGUUUCACUGAUAUGUGCUCUUGACAUGUCUGUGAGUUUAAACUCAUUCCUCCUUGGCUUCCCAGACCUGCCACUUUUGCUCAGGACUAAAUGGCACUUGAUGACUAGGCUUUGCAGAAAGAUCAUUUUUGAAAGCCUUGUGUAUCUGUGUAGUAUAGUGUUUCAUCAGCCUUGAAUGAAAAAUGGGUGACAGUGUCUUAUAUAAGGCCAGGUUCAUGGAAUCAUGGAAUAUUUGUAUUUCAGUUGAAAUUUUCUUUAUGCUGUUUGUCUACCAAGUUUUGUUUAUUUAUGAUUGAUAUUGUGAGGGUUUUGGUGGCUGUUUUGACUUAUGAUGCCAAAAUAUUUGCUGGCUUGAGAAAAUGGCAGUUUCAACAAUCUGUAAACUCUUUUCCAUCAUCUUGUACACCAGAGAAUGUCAGGGUGGUUCCUAAUAGUUGAACCCUGCUGCCCACUUGGUGUACCAUUCAAACAUGAAAGCUGUAUAUUUUCUUAUAGGUUUUGCUGUCUCACAUAUUUUGCUGGUUUUUCGUAAUGUGAUUGUGUGUUCACUUAGCAAAAGUAUUGUGAUAUCUAGUGACAUGCUUUUGCUUUUUAUGGUGUGAUUAACACUAACCAGUCUUCUUCAACUAAGGCUGUCAGAUUGUUUUCAUGAUUAGAAAAUUAAAAAGAUUUUAUCAUAACAAGAGACCUUUGUGCCUGUCAGCACAAUGCAGAGCACAUAUAUUCAGAGUACAUGGUUGUCUUGCUUGAAGAUUUUUUUAAUGAAAAAAAACUCAAAAAUGCUGUGCAAUGCUUUUGGCUGUUUGUUGUGAAUUGCUUUUAUAUUAGGUACCCAUAGGUGUCAUUUAUCUCCCAUCUUAGGUUUCAUGGCAUAGACUUUUUUAAAUGUGUAAUAUCCUCAUCAACUAGUGGAUGUCAUAAGUCACACAUAUAACUCUUCAUAACUUGUUUUCAAUAUAAAUCUUAGAUAUUAUAUUAUGUUCACAUGUGUGAAUAUAUGGUACUAUUUUGUGUUUGUCAUAAAAACUUCUGUAAACUGUUGUAAUCAGAAUCAAGACAAAAUUUUGGAGUUAAAAGUUAUAAGUAAUACUUUCAUGCUGGUAUAAUAUUGGUCACCAUAUAUUCUUACCUUUUAGACAAUCAGAGGCUUUGUCCUACAAAAUCCCACAUGUUUCCUUGUAAAGCGAUAUUUUGUUCCCUUUGUCUUAGAGUUUAGGUAAUGUGGUGGCAUUUGUAAAAAUGUUGGCUGUAGCAAUGACCUGCACUAUCUUAAGACCUCCUUUAUUAUUAGUAUUAUUUUAUGUGUAUGGGUUGUGAUCACACAGUGUGUUCAAAACUGGGUACAGAUCUACAUUUCUGAUUUGCCUGUUUUCAGUCAUACCUAUAUUACUGAAGUCCAUGUCAAACUACUUGCGUUAUUAGUAUUGAAUAGUAGCAUUGAACUUUUUUUUUUUUUAGCCUGCAUUGCAAUACAAAAGUUGUUACUGCCUCACCAAGAGCAGCAAAAAGUUGAUCGAAUAAAAACUUAACAAUCAGUACCAAAAAAAGUGAGUGCACAAGUUUGUGCUGGUGAAGUUUCUUGCUCCAGCUGGCAGUUAAAGCUGUACGAUGUCAUGAAAAAUAUUUUUACUAUGGUCCAUGUGGUUAUGUGGUUUAAUUACUUGAUGUUGUAGCCCAAAUACCUUUAAUCUUUCACAAUUUAAAAUGUACAAUUUCAUUAUACUUCAAGGGCAUUUAUUCACCAUUUUCAUGUGUUUGUAUAGAGAAGGCAAGAACUUUCUCUACUAUAUGUAUAUAUUUAUGCUGGCAUCUGUCUCGUCUACUGUGUGCUUAUAAAGACAAGUAGAGCACAAUCCAUGUGACAUCCAUGGCAAGAAGAUUUCUGAUUAAUUUAAACACCUUUUCAUUAUGUAAUCAGAGUUCUGAUGGUUGCAGUAUUGUGACUUCUGUAUAGGUUGUAUUUUUUAAACUGUGAAAACUGUAUUAUGAGUCUGUUUUUGAAAAUGUUAAUCACAGAAAUAGAAUGUCAUAGUUAUUUCAGAUCAAAAAUUCAUUUCUGUUCUUUUCUUUUUUCUUUUUUUUUUGAUGUAAUGCUAUGAUUCAUGAGAACAGGUUGAAGAAGGUUUCUAGCAGCUUUGAAUCGGAGAUGUGUAAUGGCAGCAGUUAAGAUGACCUCCACCCAAGAGCAGUUGGCUGUUAUGAAAUUUUGAUCUGAAACACACUGUCACUGAAGAUAUUGAUAGAUUUGUUAUCAGACAAUGUUAAGUAUUUUUGGAUACAUCUGUUUUGCUUCAAAGUGCCAACUGUAAGACAUUUUCAUAGAACUGCUUGUGCUUUUCAAAACAAUUUUUCAUCAUUGUGUAUGUUUUAUUCUGAUUGCAUUCUAGAAGAUAGCUUUCUGCUUACAUAUUCUGCUUAACUGAUAAACUGUUUUUCUUUUAAAGUUGUAUUCCUUAGAAUGCAAAGUUUCCUAACACAUCCUGAAAAAAAUCUGCUGUUAGAUUUGUUUUAUUAUUACAAAGGCAUGUUUCAGAUUAUUUUUUCAUUGAAGCACUGUGCAUGAUUUGAAAUUCUUAAGAGAAAUUUCUAUUAACUCCAGUAUAAAUUGAGCUUACUAGCUACCUUUUGCACUUCCUCUCAUCCUGCUUAACAUUCUACAUUCUCUAUUUUCUUCCACAUCUACUUCAACAAUAUCAAGAUAUUUUUAAAGAUAAUAAAAAGUACAAAGUCAUUAUACUAGGCAGUAGUGAUUAAACUAUUUUAUUUUGUUAAUUAUGCAUACAUACACAUGAAUUGCAUAUACAUAUGUGCAUGCAUAAAUUCUCACACACACAUUCCUCUACUAACAAAUCUGCUUUCGAUUUAUCAUCAGAUAAUUGUAGAUUUUGGGAGUGCUAUGUGGUAAGAAUAUUUGUAAGGGAAAAGAGAAAACAUAAAGGAGAUCAUGCAUAUACUUUUUAAUUUCAAGAUUUUUGUGUGUGUGAUUUACUUGUUGAAAUCCUGAACUGAUUUUUAUAAUGGCUUAUAGCAUGUGCUGUUAUUUCCACAUUGACCUAUACAAGAUAUAGCUAUUGCAACAUGAGGAAGAUGUUUUUGUACUGUAAAUCUUCUAUCUUAUGCUAUCCAUAUCUCAAAAGCAGACAUCUGAUACUUGAUUAUACUUUGAAAGUCUCAACAGAAGAAUUUUUUUUCAUGAAUUGAGACUUGAGAGGCAGCAAUAUAACCCCAUUUCGAACAAGUAGUUUUGUUCUAAACUAUUAGAAAGUCUAGACUACCAAUAGAGAAAUGACUUAAGGAGCUUACUUUAUCUUUUGCUGCAUUAAGAAGAACUUAUUUAGCCAUCUAGCUAGGUGCUUUCUGUGUUUCACCAGAUAUAGCUGUGAACAUAUCUUUUGGCGACCUUAACUAGCAUUAGAUAUUUUGGAUGUUUAUGGCCCUUUAGUAGAAAUUGUGUAGUGCUAGUUUCUAACAGUAUAUAGUGUUUGUAAGGUUUGUGAUGGUUACAUAUGCCGCUCUGAUGGUUUUGCGAAGUGAACCUGAAUGAAGUCAGGUAUGAACCAGAGGCAGAUAUGAUCUAGUUAAAUGACUAUAUUUUUCAUGGCUGAAUGUUUAGGAGCAGCUUAUGACAAAACCCAGCCUUACCUUUACUUUGACCACAGUAAUCUAUAGUUUAGCUUUAUAGUUGGCAGGUUAACCAAUAAUUCCACAAAAGCCUGACUGAAAAUGGGACCUAAAAGAAUCAGUCAUUUGGAGAACUUGACAUUAUUUUUGAUACACUCAUAUUUGUGGAAUGUGCUGCAGCUGCACCCCACAUUCCACUCCCCACUUUCCAGACUGAACCCUUUUUUUUUACAUCACCUUGCUGCCCUUGCUCUCAUUUGUUUCUGCAAAAGUCUAUCCUAUUAAAUCCAGUUUUUUGCUGUUUAUCUACUUUUUUCCUGUGUUUGGUAGCAAGCAGCAUGUCUUCUUUCAGAGUGUUGAGAUAAAAUAGACAUAUAGUUCCUUUUGUACCUGAACGAAGGUAGUGUCAGUUUUGCUUGAUCAAGCCAUCAAAGAAAGAUCAAUUGACAUUUUAAAUCGUGUACUGAUUAUUAUCUGUGUGAGGGCAAACUGGCUUAUUUUUCUUUUUCAACUCAGUCUUCUAGAAACAGAAAUUCAAGUGAUUUAAGUCUCAUUCUGAAAAAUUUUUUUUUUCUUUUUGGCAGCUUCUUCCCGCAUUCAUCCAUUUGAGUUAAUGCUAGAAUGUAUUUUGGAAAAUCGGGUUUAGAAUAUUGCAGAUAACAUUAUACUGUGAAGCUGUAAGACUAGGCGUUACAUUUUUGCUGAUCCCAGGUUACUUUAAUCCUUUAUGGUUGGAGGAAAUGAGUUAUUUCUUCCAAUGGCAUUGAAGACAAUGAACUGUUCAAUGACUAAUGCUCUGUUACAAAUAUUUGGACCAGCAAAAAUAAAAUCAGAAACCACCCCCUUCACACUCCCAACCCCUGCAAAAGAAAACCCGUCAAGAUCUUGUGUAUAGCUUUUUCAUAGUAUUUAUGAAGAACUGACUGACAUUACUUUGUAGUGAGCUAAUAAGUUGGAGCUGUAGAUUUAGAACUACAGAUUUAUUGAGGCUUCUUAAGUUAAAUGUUAAGUACAAUGAUUCUUACAGUCCCAUUGCACUUUGACACAGGAUUUAAGUAGUGUGUGUUCUAUGUUCUCUGUUUCAUUUUAGGUCAAUGGUUUGCUUUUGAAUGUCGCUUGACUAUUAUUUCUGUACAUGAGUAAGAAUCGGUUGUUUUGUAGAGUUAACUUUGCACCGGGUUACCCAUUUUAAGGGGUAUUAGUGCUGCACUGCACAUGCUUCUAGUUGCAACAAAUUGUGUGAAGGAACAUUUGGAAAACAAAUUUCCUAAUUUGAAACCAUUUAGUUGCAGGUGAGAGUUCUUUCUACUCCCACCAUAGUGUAGAUAUGUUUUACCUAGUAACUUAUGGCCGCCCGGUAUUUGAUGAGUAAGCUGACAAGAUAAUCAUUGCAUUGUUAUUUGUGGAGUGUCUUUCAGUGUGCACAUCAAAAGCUAGUCUCUUGAAACAAAGUGAUCUUUGGUGUGUAGGAUGCUAUAGUAUAAAUGUAUCAGCUUAUACAUGUGUAUGUAUUUAUACAUUUUGUGUACAUUACACAUGCAUUGUAAUAAUUACAUAUAAUAUAGUGCUACUUCUAAUCAUGCAGUUUAUCCAGACGUUGGUUGAGGGUAAACUGCUUUGGCAUGUAUUGUACAGUUUAUAUUGAUCUGGUGUGAUUUUCACUGGAACUGCUCUUUUAGCUCAUCUGUGAUCAGAUGCCUCUUCCAGCAUAUCUGAAAAGUGUUUCUGAUAUUAAGUCAGUUGUCUUCACCAAACAAUAGCCACAUCAAUAGCAGGACCUGUGUGUGUGCACCUGAAUGUGUACCUAUAUGCAUAUUUUCAUAUAGGUUUCUAGAGGGUUUUACUGGGUUUCAUUUCUGCCUGUAAAUGCUGCAGCCAGUAGUCCUUGCAGUGAUCUUUUUUCUUUUAUAUUAAAACCUGUUGCAGAACUGGUGUCAAGUUGUUGCAUCUUUGUUCUUGUCAGCCAGUGCUGCCAAAAAUAUUUUUAUGCUGAAAAAAAUUGAGAGCUUUUUGGGGUUUUUUUGUCCUUGAUACUGAUAAACUGAUUGUGGUGGCUUUUUCCCAGAUUGAUAAUCUCAUAUCAGGCUUCAGUUCUAUUCUGUGGUGGAAAAAGGUUUUUUAGCUUUGAGACGGAAACACUUGUAAAAGGUCAGAUUCUGCUGAUUGGAGGUUUUUCUAAUGUGAGAGUUAUCUUAUGCAUCAUAACCAAGUUGGCAACAAGCAUUGUUGCCUAAAGAAUAACCACAUAUGCAGGAUAAAGUGUGUUGCUAUUCUUUUCCUUUCCUGUUUGUCUCACUACAUUUUUUGUUGCUUUUUUAUGGUCACCCAGGUACAAAGAAUUAUGCACAUCCCUGUUGGAAUUUUGACUGUCACAUGUGUUUUAAUUUUUGAAAAAUAGAAAAACAUCUUUAGGAGUUUGUGUUGUGAAUUGAGAAUAGUUUGGUAAAUUAUUUUAGUCUUGAAUUAGCAUUCUAUGUAUUAGUGCAUUUUAUUUUAGACCAAUCAGAGAUUCUUUUAUUCCAAGAUGCUGUUGUGAUGUUUUAAAUAAGCUGGUUUUCAUGGUGAUACAAUUUGUUGCUGUUAAAAGGGAAAAAAAACAAAGAUCUGAAAGAGUUCUGCCAAUGUGAUUUCUCUUGUAUUUCUAGAAUUUUUUUAAAAUAUCAGCUGGUAGAAAACUGGCUGAAUUGCUGGCACAAAAAUACAAGGAUGUUGUUCCUUAUUGAUGUUCUGUUGAUAGUGCUUCACACUUUUUGUUUGUAGUUAUGUCUCAUCUAAUAAACUUGCUUCAAAGAGCUGAUUGCUCUUUUACUUUGCACAGUUCUUUGUUCUUACAAAAUACUUGUGGGUUUUGGCCUGGCUUGUUUGAUGCCGGCUCAUUUAUUCUCCUAUGUUAUGGUCUUAUUAAAAAUCAAAAGCACAUCAAUCUUGUGCAGCUUUGUCCACCAGCUCCACAUGCUUACAGGCAUGUAUGCUCAUAUCAAUGCAAGUGGUGACAUUGGUUUUUUUUUUUCUUUUUUGCCUUCUGAUGGAAAAUGUUGUAUCUGUCAUGUUGCUUUCCAUUUACUAAAUGCAUGGUUGAAGCAGUGAACAAAGAGAUAUUUUCAUGGUAUGGAUUCAGUGCAUUUUAACAAGACAUGCAAGAGUUUGUUUGUGUGGCCUGAAUUGUUUCAGUGUAGUUGUCAUAUUAACCCCCACUCUUCACCAUUACCAACCUUUACUUUUGCUUUUGGCUUUUCGUAGCCAUGGGGCCCUGUUUCAAAAUUUGCAGCAUGUGUAAACCUUUUUAAGCUAUGUUGCACCCAUUCAAGUGAUAGGAGCUAUAUAGCUAAAUUCAUGAAAGUGGCAGUGGCCUCAGGCUGAAAUCAGAAAAAAAGAUUGGUUUUGCAGAAGGCUGUGGUGAAGGGUGGAGGUGGCUCUUAGCAAAGCAGCAGUGUGUCAUUCAGUUCUGAUAGUGUGCUGACCAUUUGAAAUGACUGAUAACUAUUGGGCCAUAUGCACAUGCUUUGUGCUUGAUGGUUGUAUAUGCAUGUUGUUACUAGGCUGUUGAACAGUAUCGGCAUGUGGCUGUACAGCUAACAUCGUAGAUGGCCCAGUGAUCAAAUCUAACACUUUUGGAGACUGCCUGUUGCCUUUGUUCCUAUAAGCUGUUUUGAUUUCCUUUUCUUUCAUUUCUUUGCUUUUGAGCUAGUACUACAUUUGAAGUUCUUCAUGCCAAAAAUUUACUUUAAAGCACCAUGUCCAUGCCUGACUUAAUGCUAAGAAGAUUAGUAGAGAGGUAAUAUUCUUGAAAGGCUGCCCGUGAGCUGCUCACUGCAGCUGAAUGCAUGCUUAGUUUGAAGAACACAAAUAGUAAAAUUAUAAUCAUUAUCUCCAUCCAAAUUUUUGUUGUUGAAAUAAAAAAAAUCAAAAUAUAUUUCUGUUGAGUAGUUAUUGCUAGUGAAUAUUCCCUUUCUCUGGGAAGCCAGCUGCAUAUACUAGAUUUCUUGUUCAAACCUGACUUUCUGUCUUCAGUGUAGUUCUAUAGCUUGAGAGUAUCUCCAGUUUUUGCCAUUCAAAGACAAACUUGAGAAAGUCAUGAAAUUUUCUGCAGGCCUGCUAGUACUUUUGAUGCGAGGUUGCAGAUUUGUCCAUGUGGCUGUUUGUUCUACCUUGAUUUGCUGGAAAUGUAAAUGGUUGCUAUUUAUAGUGCAUAAAUGCAGCUAAUGUUGAGCUAGCUACCUGCAAUGUGUUUAGUGAAAAUCAAGGUGGUGUGUUUGUUGAUGACCAUCUGGCUAAAAAGACAACAUAUUGGCAAGGAUCAGCCAGUCUGUACUUAGCAAUCCCUGGAAGGUAUUAAAUAAUAGCUGCAGUAUGUAUAGGUACAUUGCUGAGUUCCAGUUACAUGACUGCCACCCAGAUACAACAGAUAAAAUCAGAAAUGAAAAAGAUAUUCUAUUGCAGGGUUUUUAUUUUGAUGAAAUAGUCUUGAGAUUCAUAACAGGUGAAAGAAUCUGGGGCUAUUAACUGGAAUUAUGAAGUAACCUAUAUGACUGUACUUAAAAUAAUUUACUACUUGACUAGCUUUGUUUCAAAACAGCCAUUAAAUCAAAUUGCCAGUAGUGCAGUACCUAUAUAGCAUAGUGAGACAAAAAAUAAAAGAAGUUCUUAUUGAUGGUUUUUUUUUAAACUCUUCAAAUGUUUUUCUAAGUGAAAAUUUCCCACCAUUGCUUUCCUGGAGACUUCAUGCAUAUCAAGAAUACAUCACCACAGGAAUUAUCAAAAUCUGGUGCAUAAGUGUGCAGUCUGUGCCACAGGAAAUAUCACAAUUAGUUGGAAAAGUGUGUUGUCUGUAUCAUGCCCAGCAGAAAGAGAAUAUGGUUGAAGGAAAUGAUAAAAAUGCAAGAUGUAACAAGGUGUAUCGUGAAAAUGAACUGUAACUAUGCUUUUCUGCUUUCAUUAGUGCUUUGUGUCACGUUGUAAACAAUGUCGGAGCUAUUCUUAACAUCGAAAUUUUCAUUUAAAUGACCUGUAGCUAGAUUCACUGAAGAGACAGUUGCUUUUCUUGGAGUGAUUUUCGAUGUGCUUAUGAUGUUCAUGACAAUGCUCCAACCAUUUUUCUUGUGAGCCAGAAAAAAAAUGGAUAUUUUUAUAUGUAUAAACUUGUGUAUGAGCACCUGACUUGGCUGAUAAGGUUGAAAAAACAGCAGAAUACACUGCUUGUUUGAACAAAAGGAAAAAAACUUGAGUCAGUUUCCUCAGUGCUCUUUUUUUUGGUUGUUCUUUUAUUGUUUUCUUUCUGUUUAAUUUUUAAAUAUUUUUUGUUAUUUUUUUUAUUGAUGUAGCGAGGAGUUUGUUAAGAGUGCAUGGCUGGCAGGACCAAAGGAGGCAACGUAGCAUCAUUUAAAGAAAGAAAAGUAUGCAUUAUAUCCGCGUUCAGCACUGAGUUCACACCUGUGCAAUGUAGGGGAAAGAGGUAAAAUGACAUGGUGAUAUUCUUAGUCACCGCGAAUUGAUGAGCUUAUAUAUUUAUGGCUUCUGGAUGAAUCAGGUUAACAGUAAUAGUUGGUUGAAACUCAAGAGCUGAUAUGAAAAUACCUAUUUUUUAAAAAAUAUAGUUUAGUGUCCUGCCUGCAAAGAGAGAGGCUUAGAAGCGUGUUGAGGUUUAGCUAUGCAAUGAAUGAGAGGACGUUUUGAAGAGUCUGGAACGAAGGGACAGCUAUGCAGCAAAUGAGGACGAUGGGUAGAAGAGUGUGUAUGCUGGCAGUUGAAGACAGAAAGUCGCAUAUAGCAUCAGCAGUGUCAGUUGAAGGUAGCUUUCCUGUUCAUCAUGUUGCAAUUAGCAAAAUUGUCAUGCCUAUUUUUCUUAAUGUUACAAAUUAUCCCAAAUAAAGGCAUGGUUGUUUGAAAAAAA
This is a messenger RNA of Pomacea canaliculata, 19584 nucleotides long. RefSeq lists its product as uncharacterized. Gene Ontology annotation, biological process: mRNA stabilization; male meiosis I; meiotic cell cycle. NCBI's taxonomy places the organism in Eukaryota, Metazoa, Mollusca, Gastropoda, Architaenioglossa, Ampullariidae. The record is from RefSeq and is a predicted model, not a curated record. The transcript is spliced from 9 exons. The coding region runs from base 1153 to 4794 and encodes 1213 amino acids. Gene Ontology annotation, cellular component: nucleus; cytoplasm.